GCUUCUUAAAUAGUUAAUAAGACAUGUUUUAAAAAACGUGAGUUUCUCUUUGUCUCAUUCGCAUUAUGUCUUGAAACAUAAAGGAAAUCGGUGCCGCUGUAAUAAGUACACCGAAGUCAAAUUGUUUCGGGCCACUUCCGCGUCUUUGCCUAAAAAAAUUGCUCGCCGCGAUAAAUCCUUCCAAGUGUCCGCGAACAAUCGGGGGCGACGGGGGUGCGCGAUCGCGAGUGUGCCGGCCAAGUUCAAGUGCGGUCGGCCGUCAACGCCGGCGAACUUUCAAAGUCCAUCCAGGCACCAGGACCGACCAGGUGGGGAUCCAUACGGUGGUAGACCGGAUCACCGGGUAUAUAAAGCGGUCGCGAUCAACACCGCACAUCAUCAGUCUCGCUUUGGUCGAUUCAAACCAACCAAAUCUACUCAAGAAUGGCGUUCAAGUUGCUCGCUUUUGCCGCCCUCGUGGCUAUCGCCAACGCCGGUGUUCUCGCACCUGCCGCAUCCUUGGCUUACGCCGCGGGCCCCGCGGUCGUCGCCGCCCCCGUCGCCAAGGCCGUCGACGCCGACUACGACCCGCAUCCUCAGUACAGCUACGCCUACGACGUGCACGACAGCCUGACCGGCGACGCCAAGAGCCAGCAGGAGACCCGCGACGGCGACCUCGUUCAGGGUAGCUACUCCCUCUUGGAGGCCGACGGCACCAGGCGCAUCGUCGACUACACCGCUGACCCAGUCAACGGAUUCAACGCCGUAGUCCGCAAGGAGCCUGCCGCCGUUGCCGUGAAGGCCGUUGCCCCAGUCGCCGCCGCCCCCAUCGCACACGCCGCACCCCUCGCCUACGCCGCCCCGGUCGCCAAGAUCGCCGCACCUGUAGCACACGCUGCCCCUCUGGCCUACGCCGCCGCCCCGAUCGCCAAGCUCGCCGCACCGGCCGUCGCGGCUGCUCCUCUCGCCUACGCCGCUCCCUUUGCCAAACUGGCCAGCCCUAUCGCGGCUGCACCCCUCGCUUACAGCGCGUCUCUAGCUAAACUUGCACCCGCUGCAUCUCUCGCCUACGCCGCGCCCGCUGCACCUCUCGCCUACGCCGCGCACGCCGCACCCCUUGCCUAUGCCGCGCAAUACCACCCUGCGCAAUAUGCGUACGCGGCGCACGCAGCCCCCAUCGCCAAGAUCGCUGCCGCACCAGCCUACUCCUACGCCGCCCCAGCUGCCUACAUCCACUAAUCAUGUUGACCGCGCCAAUCACAUUGUCGACUCAAUCCGAACUUAUUUAUUUUUAUAACAUGUAUAUGUCUUUCUAUGUGACUGAUUAAAGAAAUUACACACAUA
Monomorium pharaonis (pharaoh ant) is the source of this 1323-nucleotide messenger RNA. RefSeq names its product cuticle protein 21. The coding region runs from base 424 to 1218 and encodes 264 amino acids. Lineage: Eukaryota; Metazoa; Arthropoda; Insecta; Hymenoptera; Formicidae. The record is from RefSeq and is a predicted model, not a curated record. The transcript is spliced from 2 exons. Gene Ontology annotation, cellular component: extracellular matrix.